AUGCUGAAGGACAACCAGGUCCGGUACGUGGACGGGAUGAAGGCCGCGGGGAACGACGUGGAGCUCGCCGUGUUCGCCGGCAAGGAGCACGGCUUCUUCUCCAGGGACCCGUGGUCGGAGACCAGCGGCGAGGUCGUGCGAGUCGUCGGCCGGUUCAUGGGCAGAGACGCAGCCGAUUCAACCGGCGUCGGCGCCUUAGAGCUGAACCCGAAGCAUCCGACACUCAGCAAAGCACGAGGACAAUGGCUAGGGCUCGAAGGGGAACGACCCGAAGCUGGGGAGACGUCCCAGGAUGUGUGUGAGGGGAGGGAUGGCAUGAGAAAUGAUUCAGGAGAGGACGAGAGCGGCGUGGCGAGCGUGGUAACGCCUCGGCCGCAGGAGAGUGUUGGAUUCAUAGGGCUUGGGAACAUGGGCGCCCACAUGGCAAGGAACCUGGUGAGGGCUGGAUACAGAGUGUCAGUUCAUGAUAUAAAUGAGGUUGCCAUGAAGAAGUUCUCCGACGAUGGAAUUCCCACGAAGCGGUCGCCACUUGAAGUGUCUGAGUCGAGUGAUGUUGUAAUCACCAUGUUACCUUCCUCUGCCCAUGUCUUAGAUGUAUACAGUGGACGGAAUGGCUUGCUCGGUAAUGGGGGGCGCCUGGGACCGUGGUUAUACAUAGAUUCAUCCACAGUUGAUCCUCAUACAUCGAGAAAGAUAUCUAUGGACAUGUCAAGAUGCAGUUUAAAUGAGAAGAAAGGCUACGCCGAAAAACCGAUGAUGAUGGAUGCUCCUGUCUCCGGAGGUGUUCCUGCCGCAGAAGCUGGGACACUGACUUUCAUGGUGGGUGGUUUAGAAGAAACAUACAUAGCAGCAAAGCCGUUACUUCUCGCAAUGGGCAAAAAGCUGAUCUACUGCGGCGGGGCUGGAAAUGGCUCGGCUGCAAAGCUCUGUAACAAUAUGGCCAUGGCCAUCAGCAUGCUUGGGGUCUCCGAGGCCUUUGCUCUUGGUCAGAAUCUUGGGAUCAAAGCAAGCACUCUCACAGAUAUAUUCAAUUGCUCUAGCGCCCGCUGCUGGAGUAGCGACACAUAUAACCCAGUUCCUGGAGUAAUGGCGGGCGUGCCAUCGUCGAGGAAUUAUGAUGGUGGUUUCACCUCCAAAUUAAUGGCUAAAGAUUUGGAUUUGGCCAUGGCCUCUGCAUCUGGAGUUGGCUUCAAAUGUCCCGUGGGUUCUGAAGCACUUGAGAUUUACCGGAAGUUAUGCGACGAGGGCUGUGAAUUCAAGGACUUCUCAUGCGCGUUUCGCCACUUUUACACCGGCAAGGAUGAGAAGUGA
Molecule: messenger RNA, 1311 nt
Organism: Triticum turgidum subsp. durum (durum wheat)
Lineage: Eukaryota; Viridiplantae; Streptophyta; Magnoliopsida; Poales; Poaceae
Source: the annotation of a GenBank genome assembly